Messenger RNA from Aedes albopictus (Asian tiger mosquito), 3236 nucleotides. It is a transcript of the gene elB, whose product is annotated as zinc finger protein Elbow. The record is from RefSeq and is a predicted model, not a curated record. NCBI's taxonomy places the organism in Eukaryota, Metazoa, Arthropoda, Insecta, Diptera, Culicidae. The coding region runs from base 1652 to 3061 and encodes 469 amino acids. Gene Ontology annotation, biological process: negative regulation of DNA-templated transcription. Gene Ontology annotation, cellular component: nucleus. The transcript has 2 exons.
UGCCCCUUGAUAGCAUGUGUAGGUAUUUGUAAUGGCCCGUCUCGCCGGCUUUUCUCUGGCUACUUCGUUUGGCUCGGUCACAUGGCGAGCGAGAGCCGGCUAUAACGACUCUGCGAGAAGUCCCACGUCUGAGAGCGCCUGAGCGUAAAAACUAGUAGUCGAAUGUUUUUGUUAGUCGCUGUCAGUUAUUGUGAUCGUUUAGAGGCGCACAAAUGUUAUUAAUCACUUUUGCAUGAAGUUGGCUUGCUCCACCGGUUACGUUACGUGUUUUGGACUCAAUUCGCGAAACUCGUUCCGUCUGUCGUGUCGUCGAGUUUUACUCCGGUUAGUCGCGAGUUCAAAGUUUGCGCGCGUAUAUUAGCCGUCUCUGUCUCCCAUCGGAAGACAGAUUCUGGCGCGCGGUCAUCAACAACUUUGUUCCCAGUGGAUUAUAUGGUUGCUAUGGUUGAGAAUAAUCCACAGCGGUGGACAAUGAAGCCCUUAUGAUUGCUGCGGUUUGUCUCUUGAACUGUUAUUGUUCGCACUCGAGUGUGAAUGUGAUGUGUGACAUGGUCUCUCGUGGGCUCAUUUGUUGAAUUUACGAGCACAUUUCCCCCUUCGGAGCAAUUGGUGAUGAUUUGAGUUGAUAGCAUUCAUUGUCAUCAACGGAUAGCAGUUUAUGGGCGCAUUCAUAUCGUUUCUACCGUGGCAGUGUUCGCUUUCGAAUAUCAGACGGCUGUGGAAAAUAGUAACGACGGAUAGUUAUGAAUGAAUUAAGUAUAAGUUAUUACCGUUCACAAUCAGGCUGCAGUAUAACACGAAAAAUAAGGCAGCGAAAAUUGCUCAGUGGAAAAAAUCUUGACAACAUAAAAUAAUGGAUUAAUUUACAUAACUUCAACUAAAUGUGGAUUUAUUGCGUCUAAAUGGAUAUAAAUCUAGCUCAGGGGAUUAUAAUUCAGUGAUUUAUGUAGUUUUUAUUCUGUGUUUCGCUUUGUUUUCGGAGCUACCUCACUCUUACACUCGCGCUGGAUACCGACCUGAAUACAAUGAGAAAAAAACCCGACAUCCAGUGGAAAAUAUUGCUCUCCGCAGUGUGAAUAAAAUUAUGGCCGUGAUUACUGCUACGGAUAAAUUUAUGUAUUUUUCCUCGGGCCAGAGAGCACAGUGAUUUCAUGUUUUUGUUUCUCUCGUUGCAUAUCAUAUAACGUUGCGUGUGAUCAUUUUGGGCCGUCAAUUCAUUGCGCGCCCUAGGAGAUACGUCCAGCCGUAAUUGAUGUGGGUACGCGUCAUGAAGUACGUGAUAAUAAAUAGCAAAGUGAAAGUAAAAGUGACAAAUAAACAACAGAAGAACAGCAAAUCAUUGUUAUUGCAGUGUGAUUUAUGAAAAUUACUUCGACUGUUUGUGUGGUGUAAAAUGUUUACACUUUGAGCUUGAUAAGCGGAUUAAUUAUAAUUUCUUGUCAAACAACUGCCUUGACAAGGCAAGCAUACGACCGAGUGAUUUCAAGCCGUUUCCUAAGGAAAAAUCUGUGUAACAACAGAUUGCAGUUACCAAAUAGGCAAACGAAGGAAACUAUUCUGGCGCCACGUAGCGCCACCCGAAGCUGUCGUUGAUAGCUAAGCCGAUUGGAAGGCACAUCAGCAGGAGUGACACGAAGUAACAACCGCCAUAAUGUUGACAUCCAGCAAUCAAUACAUACGACCGGAAUACUUAUCCCCUCUUCCCACUACGUUCGAUUCCAAGUCCAGCCCUUUGGCUCUGUUGGCACAAACAUGCAGCGCGAUAGGAUCAGAUUCGCCGAACCCGAAACUUCUAGCAAAUAUAGAAAAAAGUACAAAAAGCAAUCGUGACAAGCUAUCACCCGGCACGCUGUCAAGUGGUUCUUCAAACGAUACUCCAAAGUCGAGUUUCAAGCCAUAUGAACCGUCUGCAAUUACCCGAGAGCAAACGAGGUCUCCGGACGACAAUCGUAAUGUCAGUGCAAGACACAAAUCCCCAAAGCGAUCCAUCAAUCCUCCCAACCAUCAACCCCAGAAUGGGCGCUGUGAAUCCAACCAAAGUGCUGCUUCUUCUCGAGCUUCUCCUUCAAACCACAACCGAAGAACUCCCGGUGGUUCACAACUCCAGCAGGAACGUACCAACAGCCCAAAUCGUGCCUCAGCCAAAGAUUCUCCGAAUACUUUACCGAAUAGUUCUGCAGAACCAAUAACAUCCAAAGGCCCUAUGGAGACUACAAGCAAGGAUCUUAGCAAUAGUAGCGAAAGCUCUGUUAGAGCAUCCUCUUCGGCUCCAUCUUCUACGACGGUUGGUCCCCCAUACUACUCCAGUUAUGGUAGCUACCCUAUGGAUCUUAUGACAGCUAGUGCGCUAAUGUCCCCGCACCAUCAAAUGCUCAAAGCAGCUGCCAUGAAUCCAUACUUUAAUUACGCGAAGCUUAAAAUUCCUGGAGCUGUCGACUCAAUGAUUCCGGUGUGUCGUGAUCCCUAUUGUACCGGAUGUGCCUUAAGCUCUCAUAUGCUAGGAAAACUUGGUUCGUCCGGUUGUCCAGCGGGUUGUACUCAAUGUGAUCAUCCUGGAAGCAAAUCUUACUCUCAGGCUGCUGCAGCCGCAUCUCUAGCUGCUAGUCAAUCGUCAGCUGCCAUGUACGCCCAUGCUCAACUAGCGGCACUUGCGGCGGCCUCACAACUGCCCUACGUAUGCAACUGGAUAGGUAGCGAUUCAUCAUACUGCGGUAAACGAUUUGCCGCAUCAGAAGAACUGUUUCAACACCUCAGAACUCAACAUGCCGCAGGAGUAUCAAUGUCGGAAGCAUUGCUCAACCCGGCAACAGCCGCGGCAGCUGCAGCAGGCCUCCCACCGACUCAUCCUCUGUUCCAAAGAACGUAUCCCACCCCUCCGCUCAGUCCCAUGUCUACUGCCCGCUACCACCCUUACGGCAAGCCACCUCUACUUCCUCCUGCGAUGUCUCCAGCAUCUCUUGCUGGUAUUCCAAUGCCUCCACAUCCUUCCCUAGCGCAGUAUUUUCCACCAUACUCUUUCUAUGGGGCGCGACUAAACGGGUCUAAUAAUAUGCAUCCUUGAAUGGGUGUGUAUAUCAAUACAGUUUUGUUCAUUUUGUAAAUAGUUUAUCGUUUUAUUUGAUGAAAUGUUAGUUGUCAAUCGAAGUUUUAAUGUCCUAAAAUGGUACUUUGUCAAACUCUAGGCACUCUUUUGCAAUAUUUCAGAGAAUGGAAAAAUAAAAUAUUUUCUUGGAAAA